AUGCCGGAUGAAGAUGUUUACCACAUCGGAAACUUAAUCCUUAAUGGCAUGGGCGAUGGACAAGCACCACAAAUGCUAAGCUUAUUACCAAUACCACGAAGAGCAGUUCCAGUUGGCCAUGUUCGUAUGAGAAUUAGACGAGUUAAUAUUGUACGAAAUCUUUUAGCUCAUCAGAUUCAAUUAAAUCCAGACAAUUUGUUUCGACCGAGAUUACCACAGUUAGAACAAAAUAUAAAUCGAUCAAACCAGUUGCAAAAUUCACGUGAACGACAACUUCGUGGUCGUAAUAUGCGACAGUUUCAAGGAGUGAAUAGACGGGCACGUCUACGAAGUAAUGUUGACAGAAAUUCUACUGCAGGAUCAAGAAGAUCUUCUAGAGUAGGCAUUAGAAGAUCUGCUAGAAGACGAUUAACACGACCACAAAACCGAUCUCGAUCACUUUCAUCAAAUGAUACAUGGCUGGCCGGUAUGGCUCGGGAGAUUUCAGUUGCCAUUCCGAUGGAAGAAGGUGAUCCCUUGGGAGCAGUUCCCAAUGAUAAGCUUGUAAUUGUAAAAGUACAGUCGGGGACACUUGCUGAUGGAAAACUGAAAGUUGGUGAUCAGGUAUUGAAACUAAACAAUACGACAGUACAAAACUGUGACCAUUUCUUCCAGCUGCUCCGCUUUGCCCCUCCAUGUGCCAAUAUCACGUUGAUUAGGGACGAAAAAAAAGCAGCUGAAUUGGAGAGUCGGAUUCACAUACCACCCGAAAGAGCCAAAUUUAUUACACGCCGCGAUGGCUACGUAUAUUUUUUAGCGCGGAUCAAUUGGAAGCCUGGGGGACCUAAACUUGGUCUUGGCAUUAAGCACUACCAGAAUCGUGUGCUAGUUUCUCGAUGUGAUUCAAAUUCCUUGGCCUCACAACAGCUUCAGGUGGGUGAUCAUCUGAUUGAUAUUGAUGGUCACCCGGUUACCGAUAAGGAUGUCUGUCGAGAGCUUCUGUUAAAAAGUUUGCAAACUCAUCGAUCUGUCACGACUGUUGUAGAACGUCCAGAAACCAUGGAAACUAAACAUUGGAUUCAUAAUGCUCUCAUCGCAUCCUCUGCACAAGCCCCUUCAGUCGCUAUGAACAGCGACGUGAGAGCAAUUGCAGCACGAGAGCGCAAAAAAUUGGGCAAUCCUGCUCCUGUUGUUAGCAUUUUAAAAUGUUGCAAAUUCCUAAAAUAUUCAAAAUUUGAUUACAUUAAAGGAAUUCGAUUGUACUAUGCUGCUGCUACACCUAAGAAAAGUUGUCUACGAAAAAACAAUGUGGCAAUGAAGCGAGUGAACAUAGAAGAGAACAAAGCUGCGGAAUAUAUAAUAGCCAGUGAUAAUGAAGGGAAAAAUCUGCGUCAUGUCCGCAAAUAA
Thelazia callipaeda (thelaziosis nematode) is the source of this 1386-nucleotide messenger RNA. The record is from the annotation of a GenBank genome assembly. NCBI's taxonomy places the organism in Eukaryota, Metazoa, Nematoda, Chromadorea, Rhabditida, Thelaziidae.